CAUUUUAGUCUUUUUUCUUCAUGACCAUUCUUAUUCCAUUCUCUAUACAAACAUCUCUGAAUUCUCUCUCUCUCUCUCUAAAAUUACUGAAAUCUUGGAGAAGAUUAUCAAUGGAGAAGCCGAAGCCGAUCAAUGUAAGCUCUAAAAUCUGGUUUGCUUGUUCAACCUUCUUCUUCAUUUGGGUAUUACUCCUCUGUUCUCUAUCAAGCAAAACAAGCUUAAUUACUCUAUUUCCAUCUUUCUCAAACUUGAAAUCAAUCUUCAUAGAAGAAAACAGAGUUGAUCAACAGUUCAAAGAAACCGAUCAUGACGAAUCCUGCUCCGGCCGAUAUAUCUACGUUCAUAACCUUCCUGCCCAAUUCAACAUCGACAUUCUUAAGAACUGCACAGCUUUGAAUAAAUGGUUCGAUAUGUGCGAACCACUUUUGAACAUGGGUCUUGGAAAAGAAACAUCUAAACAAGGUUGGUACGCUACGAAUCAGUUCACUUUAGAGAUUAUUUUUCAAAAUCGAAUGAAUCAAUAUGAUUGUUUAACAAGGAAUUCUUCAUUAGCUACUGCUAUUUAUGUUCCUUAUUAUGCUGGAUUAGAUGUGGGUCGGUAUUUGUUUGGGAAAAUUGAUGUCUCUGUUCGUGAUAAAAAUGUUGUUGAUUUAGUUAAUUGGUUAACUAAACAACCGGAAUGGAAAAGAGUUUAUGGAAUUGACCAUUUCUUUAUAGGAGGUAGAGUUACCUGGGAUUUCCGGCGACAAUCCGAUGAACAAUCAGGUUGGGGAAACAAACUAUUUAUCACACCGGAGAUUCGUAACAUGACAGCAUUGAUUAUUGAGAAAAACCCAUUAGAUAACAAACUUGAGGUAGCAAUUCCAUACCCAUCUUAUUUCCAUCCAUCAAAUUCAAAUGAAAUCAUAAAUUGGCAAAAUGAAGUUCGUAAUGUAAACCCAGAAUUCCUUUUCUCCUUUGUGGGUUCUCCUCGUCCAAACGAUAAUACAUCAAUCCGUGAUGAACUAAUCAACCAAUGUUUAAACAGCAUCCAUUGUCGAUUACUAGAUUGCAAUGAUUUCAAAUGUGAUGAUCCAUUCUUCGUGAUUCAAGCAUUUUCGAAAUCGAAAUUCUGUUUACAACCAUCAGGGGAUUCAUACACAAGACGAUCAACGUUUGACGCCAUUCUUUCCGGUUGUGUGCCUGUUUUCUUUCAUCCUAUGUCGGCUUAUGGUCAGUAUGUUUGGCAUUUACCUAAGAAUCAUUCAAGUUAUUCAGUUUUGAUUAAUGAGACAGAAGUGAAAGAAGGAAAAGUGAAUAUUGAAGAGGUUUUGGGGAAGAUACCGGAGAUUGAAGUGAUGGCAAUGAGAGAGGAAGUGGUGAAGUUGAUACCUAAAUUGGUUUAUGCUAAUCCGAUGAAGAUGCCGGAGAAAGGAUUGGAAGAUGCUUUUGAGAUAGCUGUGAAAGGGGUUUUAGAGAGAAUUAAGGAGAGAAAGGAAAAUAAUUAAUUGAAUAUUUUUAUUUUAUUUUUCCAAAUUUUACUCCUUUUUGAUAUUUUCAAUGUUGGGUGUUAUAUUAUAAUAAGUAAGAUAUAUAGUUUUAAGAAUUGUAACUAUUUUAUAGAUUAAAAUUGAGUUUAUAAUAUGUUUUAGGAAUCUAUACAAAUA
Messenger RNA from Impatiens glandulifera, 1646 nucleotides. RefSeq names its product probable xyloglucan galactosyltransferase GT11. The record is from RefSeq and is a predicted model, not a curated record. Bases 21 to 1487 code for a protein of 488 amino acids. NCBI's taxonomy places the organism in Eukaryota, Viridiplantae, Streptophyta, Magnoliopsida, Ericales, Balsaminaceae. The transcript has a single exon. Gene Ontology annotation, molecular function: glycosyltransferase activity.